Molecule: messenger RNA, 4204 nt
Organism: Manacus vitellinus (golden-collared manakin)
Lineage: Eukaryota; Metazoa; Chordata; Aves; Passeriformes; Pipridae
Gene: CCDC73
Product: coiled-coil domain containing 73
Exons: 18
Coding region: 19-3273 (1084 amino acids)
Source: RefSeq, a predicted model, not a curated record
CAGAAGCAAGUUGGAAGAAUGGAUGAAGACUUCAAAGCCCAGGCACUUGACUCCACUCUGCAGAGUCCAUCGGAGACGUUACUUUCCAUUCGACUGUUGGACUUCAAGACGAGUUUGUUGGAGGCAAUAGAAGAGCUGCGGAUCAGAAGGGAAACAGAGACUAAUUAUGAAGAUCAAAUAAAUAAAAUUGUUGUAGAGAAACAGGAACUUGAAUGGCAGAAGGAGACUCUGCAGCAUCAGACAGACACGUUGCAGCAGCAGAACAAAGAAGCUAUGGCAGCUUUUAAAAAACAGCUACAGGCAAGGAUGUUUGCCAUGGAAGAAGAGAAGGGAAAAUACCAACUUGCUGUAGAAACAAAAGAAAAAGAGAUUGAUGGACUGAAAGAAACCUUAAAAGCAUUACAGAUUUCAAAAUACACUUUACAAAAGAAACUGAAUGAAAUGGAUCAGAAAUUACAGAUGCACCUGACAGCGAAAGAGGAGCAUCAUAAGAAGCUGAACGAAGUCGAGAGGUGUUAUGCUACUAUUGCAUCUCAGUUUGGAGUCAUAAAGGGGGUCCAUGGAAAACUAGAGCACAGUGUGCAGGAAGCCAUACAGCACAAUAAGAAGCUGUCAGCAGUGAACAGAAGACAAGAGACUGAAAUAAGUAAUCUGAAGGAAGAACUGAAGAAAGUAACUACAGACUUGAUAAGGUCCAAGGUCACAUCUCAGUACAGGGUGGGAGAAGAAAACAUCAAUCUUGCAGCGAAGGAAAAACAGUUUCAAGAACUGCAGCAAAAAAUCAGAAUGGAGACUGCAGUUAGUAAAAAAAUUCAAGAAGAAAACAUUCACAUUAAAGAAGAAAAGCUGGAAAUUCUCAGCUCUCUCCAGUGUGUGCAGGAGCUCCUUCAGCGAAUAACCCAAACAAAUGCCAGAAUGGAAAGUGAAUUAAAUGCACUGAAAGAGGAAUAUCAGGCCCUUGAAAGAGAUAAUGAGCUGCAAAGGGAGAAGGCAAAGGAAAAUGAAGAAAAGUUCCUUAAUCUUCAGAAUGAGCAUGAGAAAGCACUAAGAACUUGGAAAAAAGAUGAGGAAAACAUGAGAAGAGAAAUAGAUACUAUUAAAAAUGAGCUGAAUUCCCUUAAAGGACUUCAUGGACAUCCUGAAGAUUAUCAUCCUCCUCAGGGAAAUCAGCAUUCUGAGCAAGUGGAAAAUCUGCAGAUGCAUUCAGCAGUUCAGCCCAUGCCAACAAACAUGAGUGGUCAAGAACAAUCAAAAGACAGUGAAAUACAGGCUAUUCAGAAAGAAAAUGAGUUCAUACAAUCUGUAAUAAGAAAAUAUGGUAAUUGUGGACGUGAAGAAGAAACUGAAGUAAAAACCACAAGAGACCACUCUUCAAACACUGAGGAAUUACAGACAGAACAAAAUUUACAAGUUCUUGAAAACAGUUCUAAGGAUGAAAUUAAUGUUGCUAGUGCUUGUGAAGAAAAGCAAAGGGAGGCUUCUCCCAGGAAUACCCUCUGCACAGAUACUGAUUUAAUUACCCAAGGACAGAGCUUGGAAAUGCAUGUCACUGGGAGCAAAGAGGCAGAAAAUCCAGGAGCAACACAGAGAAUGUUAGUGGAUGAAAACAACACAAAUUUAGAACAAAAGCCACAGGCCAGCACUGAGCCAUUGGCAGGAGGCCACACGCAAAGAAAGGCCUUUUUAGACAGUACUGAGCCUGUAGGUGCUGACAAGAAAAAUGGGAAUCAGGAGACCAGCUCCAGCAAGCAAGAACUGUGCAAUGCUACAGCUGAAUCAACUUCUGCUAAGGCAGACACAAAAUCAGACAGCAUACAACACAGCAAAAGUGUCCUUACACCUGAAGCUUUCAGUCCUGAGCCUGAAGUGGUUCUUUGCACUGAGAAGAACUCUCUGUGUGAGAGAAGUACAGGUGACCAUCAAGCCAAGGAGUUAAGUUUUGGCAUCCUGCCUUACACUAAAGAAAGUUCUCAAGCAGAUUACCAAAAAUGUAGCUUGCUGACCAGUGACAAUUAUGUGGGCAACAGAUUACAUAGAACAGAAAAAAACUUAAAUUGGAGUGGUUUCCAUAAACUUCCUCUUAAACAGAUACAUGCAGAUGCUGAAGACAGAAAUGAUGCCAGAAACAUAAACACAAAUGGUGCACUGGGGAGCAGUGGAGUUCCAGCAACUGAUGCUCAAAAUCUGCCAACUGUGUGUGGUGAUAAUGCAAGUGGUGAUGACGCUGUGAAAGAACACAGUGACAAUAUGUCUGCCUUAGCUACUUUCAAUUUAUGCCCCCCAAAAACUGAACGAGGAAUAAAUGCAGGUGACAUGCCCAGCAAGCAGCCCCAACAAGACACUACUAAACAAACAGGGAAUGCUACAAAUACAAGCACGUCCAGUGCUGAAACCACACCUCCAGUAAAGGCUGAUGGUCUUGAAAUUGCUCAUAAAAAACCCCCAACAGAUAGAGCUGGUACAGAUAAACUAAUUCCAUGCAAAACAAUUAAUGAUGAUACUCAGAUACACUCCAUCAAAAGUGGACAUUCCCUGGAGAUUAAUAAUUCAACAAAUAACACAUUGUUAAAAGAGAAAAAAGACUUGCUGAACAGUACAGUUCCAGGAAGGAAGUUUGCUGAGGGUCACCUGAAAGAAUCAUGCUCUUUACCCAUGAGAACAUCUGGAAAUUUAGUAAACAUAAGUGGAAGGUCAUCCUUUGAUCUUUCAACCUCAGAUAAAAAAGCUGAGAAAACUCCACUAUACUUCAAUUUUUUAGACCUCGUUUCUUGUUCAAGAGUAAAUCAAAUGAGAGGUCAAGCUACAUGGACUUCAGCCUCCAAGGAACCUUCCCUUUUGAAACUACCAUGCUUGGUGGAAAACACAAAGGUUAUUUCAAAAACACAGUGUCAAAAUCUCAGUGAAAAUGUGGACACAGGAGAAGCAGGACAAGGUUCUACCAGUUCUAACAGAGCUACCAACACUUUGAAUACCUCUAAUAUCCACCAAGACCCCCAGGGAGACCCUAGUGAAGAAUGGAAUGCUAUAGCAAAGACUUUUUAUGAUUCCUCUUUUCCCACAGAACAUGUGAAAGAAGGAUUUACUGCUUUACAGCAGAAGCAGAAGUCUUCUCCCGUGACUGUAACUCCAGCAAGAAGUGAAAAAGCACCCAGAGAUGAGGACAGCUCUGCUCUUCAGAACUCCAUUAUACAAAGCCAAAUAGAGACUGAGAAAUUCCUGAAUUUGGAGAUACUUCAUUCAGCAAGAAAAAGAAAAUAUGAAGAAGGCCAGUGAAAAUGAGUGUCAGGAGAUAAGCAUGUCUUUUAGGCAUAGCCAGAUCACUUACCUAAACCACAUUUGUAGAGGUAUUCCUAUAGAAUAUGGUAUAUAUGUGUACUUUCACGUUUAAUACAGCAUAUAAACAUUUCUUUUGUUCAAAAAUUGAUACAGUUCCUACUAAUUAUGUUAGUUCUGUUUCUGCAAUCAAAUUCAAGUUACUAUUGGCUUUGCCCAAAGUUAAAAAGUUCCUAAGUUAAUGUUUUAAUAUAUGUUAAGUAAAAUUAAAUGACUGCUUAACUGUACUCUUUUCCUGUUGAGCAGAAGUUUUGGCUGAAAUAGUUCAAUUCAUUUUCUCUGCCAGACUGCUCAGUUUUCAAGCAAGAUCACAUUCAACUGUUUCAGAAUACAAUGGUUUCUACACUUACAACUAAUUCCAGCAGUUCUGAGUGGCGGAAGAACAGAAAACUCUUCUGCUUCCCUUUACUGCCAAAUUAUUUAAGCAUAUCUGUCCUAGUAGAUUCUGUAUCAAUAAGGUUUCUUUCAACACUGAAGCACCAGGUAUGAUUACAGAGAUAAGGCAGCAGAUCUGGCUUCAUAAAGCUUCACUUCUAACUGGGUCACUGUAGUGGGUUUCUCCUCCCUUGGAAGGGAAAUUUUCUCUUACUUUACAAUUACUUGCACUACAUUUUUUGGACCUCCCUCCCUUCCUCCCCACAACUCUUGCAAAGAAAGAUCCUCAUACUGUAAACCUAAACAUGAACAAAAGAACCAAUAUUGCCAGUUUGUUGCUGCUAAUUAUGUAAGAAAAUCAACAGAAGAUAUUUUCCCAUGGUAGUUUUAUUGCCUUUUUUUUUUGUGUUGCAAUUUAAAAUAUUUAGCUUGUUUAAACCAAUUGCAUACAUUUUUUAGAAACAUUUCACAAAUUGUCAAAGUUUUGAAUAAAAUU